UCCCCCCCCCACACACACACCCACACGGAAACUUCCUUCGUCCUCUCACUCUUUGAUGCUCUGUGAUACGUUGUGAGGGAUGAUCCGCUCGAUAACGAGCCGGGCUUGAGGAUUUGCGCAGAUUAUCUUGCGCCAGACUGCUAUUUUGUCCACCCGGGUGACACGCGCUUCUUAGCUGAACUUAACUGCGGCUUUCGAUCCCUUUUGCCCGCCUGCCGGGGGAAGCCACGCCACCCGCGGAGGGUGGUGGUGGAGGAGGAGGUGGUGGUGGUGCUGGAGGAACCGCGGGGUUGCGUCCAUGCGCAAUGAGCGACACAGAGGCGCUGGGACUCGGAUCUGAGGACGCGACGGGCUCCAUCGUCCGGGGCAAUGAGACUCGCUCAGUAAGUUGCUCGCUCCCCCGUGUUUCCGCGCAGGGCUGCCCUGGAAUGCCAUCGCUGUGACCGGAGGAGGAGGAGGAGGAGGAGGAGGAGGAGUGGUGGUGGGGGGGGGGGAGAGGUUGGUUGCCCUGUCGGCACAGCCAGAGAAAACACACACAAACAGCAGCAGCAGCAGCAGCAGCAGAGACAAACCUUGCGGGAUCCGUUUGGACUCUCUCUCUCUCUCUCUCUCUCUCUCUCUCUCUCUCUCUCUCUCUCUCUCUCUCUAUUUACCGGGUGAGGCCACCGGAGGAUGUUCGAGCCAGGAUGCUGCGCUUCCCCGUGAAGAAGAUCCGGAAGCAGUUCAAGCUCCUGCUGCUGCUCGUGCUGCUCACCUCCGCCGUGUGGUUCACCUACCUGCACAUCAACCAGGGCAAGACCAUCAGACUCCACUUCAACUACGGCAAAGAUGGAGAGAGACAGACGGAGGGGACGGACGCCAGCCGCAAGAGGGACACUCGCUCCUCAGCCGGCCACCACAAGAGUGAGGACACCAGCGACAGCAGGGAGGACGAGGCGGCAGAUGAUGAGCCAAUCACAGGAGGGGCUGGUGGCAGAGGCCACACCCACAUCCGGAGGUUCCUCAGCCAGCGCCACAAUAAAUUGCCAUGGAAACCAGAGUUUAAGGGCCAGGCUAACCUGCACGUGUUCGAGGACUGGUGCGGCUCCUCCAUAGCCCAACUCAGAAGGAACCUGCACUUCCCUCUGUACCCUCACACCAGAACCACUGUGAAGAAGUUGGCAGUGGCUCCGAAGUGGAAGAACUAUGGCCUGAGAAUAUUUGGCUUCCUUCACCCUUACAGAGACGGCGAUUUCCAGUUCUCUGUGUCGUCUGACGAUAACUCUGAGUUCUGGUUGAGUCCCGACGAGAGCCCGCUCAACGCCAGACUGCUGGUCUACGUGGGACAGCUGGGAACAGAGUGGACCGCUCCAGGCGAGUUCAGCAAGUUCAGGUCCCAGGCCUCCAAGUCUGUGCACCUGAUCUCAUCCAGACGAUACUACUUUGAGAUCCUCCACAAGCAGGACGACAAGGGCUCGGAUCACGUGGAGGUUGGGUGGCGUCCGUUCCUGCCUGGUCUGAAAUAUGAAGUGAUAGACUCGGCCUACAUUUCCCUGUACACAGACGAGUCCAGCCUGAAAAUGAACGGCGUGGACCACAUCCCCCAGACUCUGGCCAGUCACAUCCGUCUCCCGGAGGCGUCUCAGCCCCAGGGUCUGGAGGCAGGCAGCAGCACGCAGCACGGGGCAGAUAUGCUGAAGCCGGACCCUAGGGACACCUUCUACAGCACACCUAUGAUCGACCCCGCCCGCCUGGAAAACGUCCUGCCGGCCUGUCUCUACUCCCCAACCUACGUAGUCAAAGAUUUUCCCAUCGCCAGAUACCAGGGCCUGCAGUUCGUUUAUUUGUCCUUCGUCUACCCCAACGACUUCACGCGUCUCACCCACAUGGAGCGAGAGAACAAGUGUUUCUACAGAGAGUCGCCUAUCUACUUAGAGAAGUUCGGUUUCUACAAAUAUAUGAAGAUGGAUGAGGAAGAAGAUGACAGACCAUUCUUCUUCCCCAACCCAGACGAUUUCCUAGAGGAAGAGGAGGUGGUGGACGCCGAGGACGAGGCAGAGAUCGUGGGCACACAGGCCCCCAAGAAGCCCUCUCAUCCCAGCCAGACCAGCCACACCUCCAACCCCUCCCAUCAGCACCCAAAGCCCGGGCCCACACCAGCCAGCAGAGAGGUGGAGGAAGAGGAAGGGGACCCCGAUGAAGAGAAGGGGGAAGCGGUCAACAGCAUCAUACAGCACAGAGAAAGGAGACACUUUCUUCACAGAGAUGGACAGAUGGGUAGGGAGCUGGACAGAGACUGGGGACGGGAUCAUACAAGAGAAGACACGAGACAAGGCUCCAAAAAGCGACUUGACAAGCUCCAGCCCAGGAUGCUUGAGUCUGACACUGACAGUGUGGUCCAGGGUCGCGCCCUGUCCUGGAUCCACACUGGUCCCAUAGAGAAGGGCCCUGGCAGGAAAGGAGGCGGAACAGGGGGCGGGGGCGGGGGAGGAGGAGGAGCUGAGACUCUGCCCAAACUGAGCAAGUCUUCGCUCCUCUUCCCCCAAAAGUCCUCCCUCUCUGCCCUCGCCAGCCGUGCCAAGCAGAUCAUCAGCAACACCGCGCACAGCAACAGCCCUCGUGACAACAGCAACAAGCUGGCUGGAAGCAAGAAGGAGGAGAACAAGAUCUACAUAACGAGGCCUCGCGCCGCCAAGGAGAGGGAGAGGGAGCAGCGUCGAGAGAGGAGGGAGGAGAGAUCUUAUCGCCACCCUCGAGAGGUGUUCCCAGGAGUCUUUUUGUACCAAACUGGGAAGACCACGAGGCUGGUCAACCUAGGUGCCAAGGGACGUAUUGCGGGAGGGGUAACAGGAGGUAGGAACCCUGUGAGUGCCCCUAAGCUCUGGCCCAACCCCCCAACAAAGGAGGAUAAGACAUUUCCUCACAAUGGAAGCAUCAACAGUGUACAGAAGUCUGCCAGGAGGGCAGCGGUGGCGAAUCGACCAGAGAAAAGCAAGAGGAAAGGGGAGCAUCAAGAUCUAAAGACUACCGUCACUGCGGAUCUAGCCAUCAAAGGAGUUCCACUGCACCCGCUGUCACAUCACCAAGAUCCCCUGUCAGUUACUGUGCCGAGGUUGAAGUCCACAGAAGACACACUCGGAGGUCAAUCAAGGGUAACCUCUUACCUCAGGAUCUCCGAGAUCACAGAGUCCCAGCAGCAGCCGGACCCGGACCCGAACCCGGCGGAACUCGACCAGGAUACAAACCGCUCUAAUCCCGACCCCGACCCCGACCCCGAGCCGGAGCCGGAGCCGGAGGAAGGCGAGAUAUCGGACUACAGCUACGAGGAGGUCGAGGCUCGGCCGGGCUGGGCGGAGGAGAGCAUCAACUGGCAGAGAACCUUCUCGGUCAACCCGAUGGACUUUGAGCUUUUGCGCUCCGACUGGAAUGACCUGCGCUGCAACGUGUCUGGCAACCUCCAGCUGGCCGAGAGUGAGGUGGUGGACGUGCUGGCCCAGUACAUGGAGAAGCUCAACGAGCGCAAUGGAGGGAUCUACACCCUGCUGCGAAUUAUCAACGUUGAGAAGCGGCGCGACUCGGCGAGAGGGAACCGCUACCUGGUGGAGCUGGAGCUGAUGGAGCGAGGCCGCAGCGUGGUGCGCCUGUCGGAAUACAUCUACCUGCUGCUCCACCGCGGCAGGCAAGGGGAGGAGAGCCUCGAGAACACUGACUCUGCCCCGGCCUCCGCGCCGGCUUCGCCCUCCUCCCCUGCUACAUCCAGCCUCACAACCCCGCCGCCGCCUCCCACCACCAAGCCCCCGGCCCGGCCCGGGGCCACGCCGUGGAGCACUGCCUACGCGAAGCCUUUGCUCUGCCAGCCGGUCAUGCUGCAGUGGAGGAGGGAUGUCAUGGUGCACUUUGUGGUGCCAGUGAAAAACCAGGCCCGGUGGGUGCAGCAGUUCAUCUCCGACAUGGAGAAUCUUCACCGCCAGACCAAGGAUGACAACUUCAGCAUCAUCAUAGUCGACUUUGAGAGUGAAGACAUGGACGUGGAGCAGGCACUCAGAGAGAGCAGUGUCCCGAGAUACGAGUAUCUGAGGAGAGAGGGGAACUUUGAGCGCUCAGCGGGACUGCAGAUCGGAGUGGACACUAUUGAGGACAGUCACAGCAUCGUGUUCCUGUGUGAUCUGCACAUCCACUUCCCUCUGAACAUCUUGGAAAGCAUCAGGAAGCACUGUGUGGAAGGACGCCUCGCGUUCGCCCCCAUCGUCAUGAGACUCGGCUGCGGCAGUUCGCCACAGGAGCCCGAUGGUUACUGGGAGGUUAAUGGCUUCGGCCUGUUUGGAAUCUACAAGUCCGAUUUUGAGAAGAUUGGAGGGAUGAACACAGAGGAAUUCAAAGACCGCUGGGGCGGAGAGGACUGGGAGCUGCUGGACAGGGUGCUGCAGAACGGUUUGGAGGUAGAGCGACUACGCUUGAGGAACUUCUUUCACUACUACCACUCCAAACGUGGCAUGUGGAAUGCCCAAAACAAGAAAACUCCUAAGGGAUAGUGCUCCCUGCUGGUCGGAGCAUCCUAAAAGAACCUACGUGCAGAUCCACUGUGUGUGAGAGAGAGAGACCUGCGGCGGCUCGCUCACUGCCCCGAACUCUGCCUUUUUCUCCAGUGAUGUCUCUCUGCUUCACCGUCGGGCCCCUCCGGUACGCUUUUCUUCACGAGGGAAACAAAGAGUCCAAAUCUGAACUCUGGAAGCGAGCUGUUCAUGCAGACACCUGAGUCAUCACUUUGCUGACUGAACUACUGUACAGAGAGAAGGGAGCUAUUUUUGUUCUCCCUCCCUCUGCCCUUUUUUCUGGUGCAAUGUUUUCAGACAGACUGGAAAGCAGCUGUUUUUGUGCGUGUGUGCGAGUGUGAGUAUGUGCUGUUUGUAUAUAUACUGUAUGCGUGCGUGUGUUGCCUCUUUUGUGUGCUUGUGAUGACAGGAAGCACCUUUUUUCUAAAGAGGAGAUGUGAAGACAACCUAAGAUCUUUUUUUUCUAACGUGCUCUCACGUGGGCACCUAAUGGAAUGUGUGUCAACUUGUUAUUCCGAUAGAUUCAGACAUGGCGGCGUAGCUCCAGUAGAGGAAAAGUGGCUAUGACCGUAUUUCUAAAUACGUCAACUACUACCUGUUGAACAUCAUUAACCAGUAUGACCGAGAUGCUGAUGUUUUCCUGAUAAUCUGAGUUUAUGAAACAAAAGGUUUUCUAAUCAGCAAAAGCCCUUUUUCCAAACAAAUACUUACAGAAGCAUCAUCUUUAUGUCUCUGUCUGUCCCUCGCUCUCCUUCUGUAUCUCUUUUGUUUUGAAUUCAUUUAAGGUUCCAUGCUAAUCUGUCAUUUUGUCUGCUGAAACAGUGUAUAUAUAUUUAUAUAUCACUGCUGCUGUUUUGUUUUACGUACUACAACCAGAUUAACGUUAGCUAUCGGUUAUUGACUUGAUUCGUUUUGUUCUUGAAGUUUGUUCCGUUAUUGAAAAGGGUUUUUUCAUUUGUCUGGAUGCGGUAAUGUUUGCGGUGCUGUCUUCUGUUCUAAAACACUGCAUCCGUCGAUGGAUUUCUUCACUUUAAGACUCUACUGAUGGUAUCCUCCACGCCCUCUGUAUCUCUGACCUCAUUGUUAACUGGAACAAAAAAGCUGGAACAGGAGGGGAGCUGAGAGGACGCUUGUAAUGUUUGAGUAUAAGUUGUCACGUCGUGGUUUUGAGCAUUUUUCGGGCUUUCUGAAUAUCGCAUUUCAAAUAUUGGAUAUGACGGGGGAUUACAUUUUUCUCCCAUAUUAGGAUAUUGCAGAGAAAGGGAAUGCCUAGCUGUUGAAAACACCAACACUCUUCUUUUAUGCUUGUAUAAAGCUCCAGCAUAAGGGAGACGAGUCGAUGUGUCAGACGCUACGUGACAAGGCAUGGCUGUUUCACAAAUGUGUGCCUUUAUCAGGGUUUGGCUGCAGGCAGGUUUUUUUCUGUUUUUGUUUUUUUGUAAAUGACUCCAAUGAUAUAAUAGGGCAGGGACAGAUGGAAAUAUAAUGUUAUUUAUCAACAGGCUGUAAUGUCACUGUAAAUUUAGAUACACUGUAGAAGAAGGAAAUAUGGUUCUCUUAAUGGAUUACAGAUGUCAGUCUUUUUAAUUUAAUAUUACCUUAGAAAGCAGGGAGGAGUGGUCUCUUUAAUCCAGGUGCCCCCAUUGGUAUUGAUGACUACUGAGAAGGGAACAGGAGGUGUGAUGGAGACUCCGUGGCAGCUGCUGUCCGACAGGACGUCUCCCUGCCUCCCAUUAGUUUGGCUGGAGGCCGAGCUCCUAAGCCUCUGAUUAUACAACAUGGUACUCACAUUGACGGGGAAUGGCCGGAGGGCUCAAGGCCGGACAAAUAUAUGGAUGAGAGCCAAUGAUCUCUUAUUGACUGUAUGAUUGUCACAAAUGCCCUCUGAGACCCUUUUCAUUGCCUCUACAGGAAGAAGAGAAACACGGUCUGUACUGUACGUCAUUUAACAUUGACACGGGAUUAUUUAAAGAAAAAAAGAAACUCAUUAAAUAUAAGACUAUAUAUAUAUAUAUAUAUACAAGAAAAAUGAAAAAUAGGAAUAUACAUUCCAAGGUAAUUUCUGUGAAAUUGUUUUGUAGAGGAAAAAGGUUUUCAGAAUGUAUUGUACUUUAUUUUGAUUUGUUUGGGUUUUUUUGCAAAUAAAAUUUUAUGCUUACUUCCA
Molecule: messenger RNA, 6696 nt
Organism: Scophthalmus maximus (turbot)
Lineage: Eukaryota; Metazoa; Chordata; Actinopteri; Pleuronectiformes; Scophthalmidae
Gene: b4galnt4a
Product: beta-1,4-N-acetyl-galactosaminyl transferase 4a
Exons: 20
Coding region: 687-4511 (1274 amino acids)
Cellular component (GO): Golgi cisterna membrane
Molecular function (GO): acetylgalactosaminyltransferase activity
Source: RefSeq, a predicted model, not a curated record